AUGUCGAGCAGCAUCGAGGUUGCUUCUGAGCAACUCUGCUACAUCCCUUGUAGCUUUUGCAAUAUUGUUCUUGCGGCACCAAACUAUGCUGCCCCUGAUUAUAGGAUUGACAUGGGGUCAUCCUCCAAAUGCAACAAGAAAAUGGCAAUGCGACCACCCACCAUGAAUACCACUGAGGAAAGGACUGUGAAUCGACCUCCCGAGAAGAGGCAGCGAGUACCUUCUGCAUAUAACCAGUUCAUAAA
Ilex paraguariensis (yerba mate) is the source of this 245-nucleotide messenger RNA. The record is from the annotation of a GenBank genome assembly. NCBI's taxonomy places the organism in Eukaryota, Viridiplantae, Streptophyta, Magnoliopsida, Aquifoliales, Aquifoliaceae.